Molecule: messenger RNA, 2325 nt
Organism: Coccinella septempunctata (seven-spotted ladybird)
Lineage: Eukaryota; Metazoa; Arthropoda; Insecta; Coleoptera; Coccinellidae
Product: UDP-glycosyltransferase UGT5-like
Exons: 5
Coding region: 282-1925 (547 amino acids)
Molecular function (GO): UDP-glycosyltransferase activity
Source: RefSeq, a predicted model, not a curated record
AUUUUAUCUUUUUAAUAAUUCAAGAUAGAUAUUUUCAAGAAAGAUUGUGAUAUGGGGAAAAGCAUUACCGAGUUUUUUCAUUGAGUGAAACUAUGCGAGUAUAUUUUUCAAUAAAAUAUGAUGAAAGUUGCAGCUCAGUUGCAACAACUUCAAUUUCAACCAACAUUCAGUGUUGUGCUGAAUCAUUCCACCCUCCAGAUAAGAUAAGCGACUUUUUGAGGUAAUCUUCCAAUUUUUGCUGUAUAAUAUUUGUGGGAGCACAGUUCAUCAUUACAAUCAAAAUGAAGAUCGUCGGUGUACUUUGUGCUUUUGUGUUCAUCAUCGUGACUGGAGCAGAAUGUGCCAAAAUACUGGGUGUGUUCCAUGUGGCGGGAAAGAGCCACUACAUGGCAUGCAGUACUGUCAUGAAAAUACUUGCUGAGAGGGGCCACGAUGUAACAAUUGUCGCACUUUUCAAAGAGAAAAAUCCACCGAAAAAUUAUCGACAAAUAGUUAUCGAUGGACUGUACGAAAAGGCUUCAGGUGAGAUAAAAAUAACAUUGGUAGAAAAUUUUUCAAUAUAUCCUCCUAUGCCUGAUGCCUAUUUUGCUUACCCCACUUGGCUGUGUAACUAUAUUAGACUUUUUUCAGCCACAACCAAGGACCUCUUCGCAACAAAAAGCUCUGUUCUCAUGACACCAGUCAGUUUCCACUCCAUGACAACCAUGUUUCUAGAGAUGUUUUUCAAUCACACAAAUUUCAAGGAAUUCAUGAAAAGCAAUGAGAAAUUUGACGCAGUUAUCGUGGAGGAAUUUCAAUCUGAAGCUAUAAAAUACGUAGCUCAUCAUUUCAACGCACCCUUGAUCGUAUACAGUUCUGUGGAUGCGAACGAAUGGACAAACCCCUUCCAAGGAAACCCUGACACUCCUUCCUACCACCCUUGUCAUGCUUUGACACACCUCACGAAUCACAUGUCGUUUAUGGAGCGUGUAGAGAAUACAUUAUUUUACGCUUAUGACAAAAUUUUUUACCAUCUGAUAGCCUUCCCCGCCCAGAAUAGGCUUCUACACCGGUAUUAUCCAGAAGCCCCCGAUCUCAAGGACAUAGCCUACAACGUUUCCUUGGUUCUCUUCAAUACUGACCUUAGCGUGCAUGAGCCUAUGCCGAAAGUACCAAGCAUGAAAGAUGUUGGAGGUUUUCACAUAAGGAAGCCCAAGCCUCUUCCUGAAGAUCUCCAAAAGAUCUUGGACAACGCCAAACAUGGCGUCAUAUUCUUCAGUUUAGGCUCAACCGUUAAAAGCAAGGACAUGCCUAAGGAAAAGAGAGACUUGAUACUUAGGAAGUUCUCAAAGCUUAAGGAGACUGUUAUUUGGAAAUUCGAGGACACAGAAUUGCCUGGCAAACCUGACAAUGUCAUCAUCAGGAAUUGGCUGCCACAAAACGAUAUCUUCGCGCACAAAAACGUCAAAUUGUUCAUUUCUCAUGGAGGCCUGUUCAGUACAAUGGAGGCUGUUUACCAUGGUCUGCCUGUGAUGGCUCUGCCAAUUUUUGCGGAACAAGAGGUGAACGCUCUAAGAGCAGAAAUGGGUGGAUUCGCAAGACAUUUACCAUUCCAAGAACUCACUGAGACUUCUUUCAGUGAAGUCUUGGACGAUCUUUUGAGCAAUCCAAAAUACAAGGAGAACGCUAAAACCCGUUCGAGCAUCAUGAGAGACAAACCCAUGGACCCUGCAGAUGCUAUCAAUUAUUGGGUAGAAUACGUGGUGAGACACAAGGGUGCUCCACAUCUAAGGUCAGCUGCAUUGGACCUGGAAUGGUACGAAUAUUUGUUGAUAGAUGUUAUCCUCUUCAUUCUAACGAUGGUAGGAGCUUUCCUUUUCACUGUUGUGUACUUGUACAAGCUAUGGCCUAAGAGGAGAUCAAGCAUUAAACAGAAGAAGAAUUAAUUCGUGCUCGAUUUCUAAGAGCAACAUGGAAUUGUUCUCAAAACUAUAAUAUUAAUGAUUCGAAAAUAGAUCAUAAAGAUACCAUCGAAUUGUAACAAUUCAGAAAGUACUAUAUAUAUCUUAUCAUAAUCAGGAUAUUGUCUGUGAUCGGCAAAUGGAAUAUUCAUCAUUGUCUUCUUCCCAUAAAUUUUUUCACUUAAAAAAUACCUCAUUUUUGAUAACUAGUUGAUAAGGAUAAUAUUGUUAUUACAUUUUUCAAAUCCAAUAGAAACUAUAAUUAUUACAUAAUUAGAAAAAUCAAUGUGAUAUUAUCAAAUAAGUCAUAGCUUUCGCAUAAUUUCUAUUAAUUUGAAUUCAACCAAUUUUAAACGUUUUUUAUAGUAGGUAUGUAUUUGUUUUU